GCAGCGGCCUCCCCUUUAAGAGCCGCCGCCGCCCGCAGGCCCCGCGGUUGCUGCAGGAACCUCCCCUUUAACGGCCGCCGCUGUCCCGCUCGCCCUCUCGGGCUCCUCCAUCCUCCGGCCCGGGGCCCCCCGGCCCGCGGACCCAGGCGCUCUCGGGGCGCGCACCUGGCCCGGCCCCGCCAUGGUGUCCUGGAUCAUCUCCCGCCUGGUGGUGGAAUCCCUAUUAUUGACCAGGUCCAAGGAAGGUCCCCUGGUAAGAAAUCGUGCCUCCCUCAGCCCUCCAUUAGUCAGGAACAGGAAGGAACUGGGAGAAUUAAAGCCCUUAGUUCAACCUGGUAGCCAGGACCCAUCCUCUCAGCUACCCAUUUGUCCCCGGAGCUGGCUGAUCUUUGGCACGCUGUACCCAGCCUACUCGUCCUAUAAGGCUGUCAAGACAAAAAAUGUGAAGGAAUAUGUGAAGUGGAUGAUGUACUGGAUUGUGUUUGCCUUCUUCACCACUGCUGAGACUCUCACGGACAUUGUGCUAUCCUGGUUCCCUUUCUACUUUGAGCUGAAAAUUGCCUUUGUGAUCUGGUUGCUGUCCCCAUAUACCAAGGGCUCCAGUGUGCUCUAUCGAAAAUUUGUACAUCCUACACUCUCCAACAAGGAAAAGGAAAUUGAUGAAUACAUCACACAGGCCCGGGACAAGAGCUAUGAGACCAUGAUGAGGGUGGGCAAAAGGGGCUUGAACUUGGCAGCCAACGCUGCGGUUACUGCAGCUACCAAGGGCCAGGGAGUGUUGUCAGAAAAGCUGAGAAGCUUCAGCAUGCAAGAUUUGACUCUGAUCCGAGAUGAUGAAGCCUUGCCCCUGCAUGGUUCUGAUGGCCGGCUCCGACCCUCAGCCAGUGGCCUCCUGGACCCCAUUGAGGACUUAGGGGAUGACCCUGGCCUGAACCUUCGGUCCUCAAGUGGGAGCCAGUCAGACCCGAGAACAGAGGCCUCUGAGGAUGACAUGGGGGACAAGACCCCUAAGCGAGUCAAAUCAAUCAAGAAAGUGCCAAAAGCUGAGCCAAUCCCCAAGACGCUGAAGACCCGCCCUAAGAAGAAACCCACAAGUGGGGGAGAGUCGGCCUGAUGUGAGCUUUCCCCCCCAACUCUGCGCAGAGACCCCAGUGGGGGGAGUCAUGUACAGAACUGCUGCUGCUUCCUAGAUUGAGGGGUCCCCAGGGCGAGGGCAACUCCUGGGGAUCCAUAUCCUCAGACAUACCCUCCAUGGGAGCAGCCCCUGCCCCCACCCCUUUUUCUCACUGGCUGAGUCUGAGGACCAAGAUGUGAGAUGCUGCCUCUGGGGUCUCCCAGUGAGACGUCUGGCCAGGGUUGGGUGGGCAGGUAUGAGGGAUCACAGGUCUGAGAGCUGUUUAGAGUAAGCUGACUGGGGCCAGGCAUUUUCUUGCUUUGGGUGGCUGGUUUGGGAACACAAGGGCCAAGGUUGGGAAGGGGGGUGGAGGAGGUUGUUAUGUCCAUGGAAGAACUGCCCACUUGGAAUAGCAGUAUUUGGGGCCUCUCUGGUUGGAGGCUUGAUGUGUGUGUGUGUGUGUGUGUGUGUGUGUGUGUGUGUGUGUGUGUGUGUGUG
Phascolarctos cinereus (koala) is the source of this 1612-nucleotide messenger RNA. It is a transcript of the gene REEP2, whose product is annotated as receptor accessory protein 2. Gene Ontology annotation, cellular component: cytoplasmic microtubule; endoplasmic reticulum membrane; endoplasmic reticulum tubular network. Lineage: Eukaryota; Metazoa; Chordata; Mammalia; Diprotodontia; Phascolarctidae. Gene Ontology annotation, molecular function: taste receptor binding; microtubule binding. Gene Ontology annotation, biological process: endoplasmic reticulum tubular network organization. The record is from RefSeq and is a predicted model, not a curated record.